This is a messenger RNA of Rotaria socialis, 1677 nucleotides long. Lineage: Eukaryota; Metazoa; Rotifera; Eurotatoria; Philodinida; Philodinidae. The record is from the annotation of a GenBank genome assembly.
AUGGAAAAAGACGACAGCAAUGACUUCGAUACUGAUUUAGAUGAUGACACAACAGAUCACAUCAAUGAAUCGCCACUACAUCGAUUAUCAUCUGGUAAAAUACUAGCAGCUCAUCGUAGUAAUCGAUUGAAUCAAACGUUUGGUCAAAUAAAUGUACCGUACGAAGUUCAACAGGAACUAGUCAAAGAAGACAAUGAUGAUACUCUUAUUACAUUAAGACUUAAAACGCCGCAUGAUAAAAGAAGUAUUUCAGCAAGAGUUCAAAUCUAUGAACAUUGUUGUCAAACGCUUGAUACGACAGCUGAUUGGCAAAUACGAGCUCUUCUUCCUUCCGAUGUUAUCACUAUAAUUGAUAGAUCAUUUUCCUUUAACGAUAUUCGUGCAUUAGCCACUGCGAUUGAAGCCAAUCUCGAAAGUCUAACAUUAAAUACAGUAGGUUUAACAUCACGAUCAGCCCAUCUACUUUGCCAAGCAUUAUGUAAAUGUAUUAACCUUAAUUUAUUGGAUCUGUCAGGUAAUAAAAUUGGUAGAAAAGGUUUUGAAGCAAUAGUUGAUACUGUUAAUUCUCUCCCAUCGCUACUCUAUCUAUCAUUGACAAAUUGUGGCCUAAAAGAUUCUUAUGGUAUUCGAAUCGGUGAUCUAUGCCGACCUAAAAGACUUAUAGAAAUAAAUUUAAGUGCUAAUGAGUUUGAAGAAAAUUCAUGUAUUUUCAUUGGCAAUGUUUUAACUGAAAAUUCGAGUUUAUCAUAUUUAAAUUUAAGUUGGAAUUUCAUUCGAAGUGUUGCAUCAAUCGCACUUUUUCGAGGAAUCGAAGUUAAUCAAUAUUUAACGCACCUUGAUUUAUCAUGGAGCGGUCUUGGUUAUGAUGGUAGUGUUGCCCUACGUCGUGUUUUAAUUGUUAAUAAAGUUUUAGAACGUUUAAAUAUAAGUAAUUGUAAUAUCGAAUGGUUCAGUGCAAAAGUAAUCAGUGAAGGUUUAGCAAAAAAUUCAACACUUAAUAUUUUGAAUCUUUCCUACAAUCCAAUAACAACACAUGGUGUUCAAUAUAUUAUUCAAGCGUUGAAUUCAAAGACCAGUGCUCUUCAUUGGCUUGAUAUAUCGGGUACACCAGUUUUCGCGCCAACAGUUCGUCUUGCAGAAAAAAUUGCACAACGGAGAGAUUUUAUUAUGAAAUUUGACUGUGAAAUGCCAGUACAUGAUGCACUUGGUCGAGAAGCAGUAGCUACCAAAGGUGAUUCUAUGCGUAAAAUUAUUCAACAUAUCGAUGAAAGACGUUGGCGCACAUUGGAUUAUUUUCGAAUGUUAGAUAAAAAUAAUACAUCACAUUUGGACAGAGAAACUGUUACUUUAAAUAUUGUGAAAUCCGGUGUAAAACUUCAAAAUGAAGAUAUUCAAAAUAUUCAUCAACGUUUAAUACAACCAGCAGUGCAACCUUUAACAUAUCAAGCUAUAAAUGGUAUUAUUCAGCAACAACGGGUUCGUGAUCGAUUAUUGAAAAUUCAUCAAGAGCAACAAACAAGACAUAUGAAGAAACAUAAUCGAAAAAUUCUAGAGACUGUCAGUCAACAUUUCCCCGAUAUCGAAAUUAUUAGUAAAUAUCAAAAACAUAAAGAAGCCAUUGAGAAGUUGGCUAAGCCACGUGCACACAGUGCUCAUCCUAGAUUUUCUGAAAACUAA